This is a messenger RNA of Passer domesticus (house sparrow), 4747 nucleotides long. It is a transcript of the gene LRATD1, whose product is annotated as LRAT domain containing 1. Gene Ontology annotation, biological process: cell motility; cell morphogenesis. NCBI's taxonomy places the organism in Eukaryota, Metazoa, Chordata, Aves, Passeriformes, Passeridae. The record is from RefSeq and is a predicted model, not a curated record. The transcript has 2 exons. The coding region runs from base 383 to 1237 and encodes 284 amino acids.
GGGGUGCUGAUCGCCUGCUCUUUGCCUUUGCCUUGCGGGGUCCCGGCCGGGCUGCCGGCACCGGGCGGGCAGGGCUGGCAGCUCCGGGGCCGUGCGCUCCUCCUGCCGCCUCCCCGCACGCAGCGCUGCUCGGCGCGGUUCGGCUGCGCACCGCUGGAGGGAGGGCUCGGGACCCUCCGGCCGGAGCCUCCCCGAGCCCCCGGAGCCCUCUCCCCUCGCAGAGCGGAGACUCCCGGUGCAACUCCGUCCCCCCGCUCGGAGGCGCGGACGGCGGGGAGGCUCCUCUCCUGGCGCUCGGAGCCGGCGCUCCUGAGUCGGGGCUGUGCCCUGCCCCGCACCCCAGGGAUCCGGCGAUUUCUGCCCUCGCCUCGCCCUGUCAUUGAUGGGAAAUCAACUGGAUCGCAUCACCCACCUGAAUUACAGCGAACUGCCGACCGGGGACCCCUCGGGGAUCGAGAAGGACGAGCUGCGCGUCGGGGUGGCUUACUUCUUUUCGGAUGAGGAGGAGGACCUGGACGAGCGAGGCCAGCCAGAUAAGUACGGCGUGAAGGGCUCCGGCAGCCCUGGGCAGGAGACGCCCACCCACCACCUCCACCAUCAGCUAGUGCUGAACGAGACUCAGUUCUCCGCUUUCCGCGGUCAGGAAUGCAUCUUCUCCAAGGUCAGCAGCGGCCCCCAGGCUGGGGACCUCAGCGUCUACUCGGUGUCAGCCCUGCCAGCCCUCUGCAAGCCGGGGGACCUGCUGGAGCUGCUCUACCUGGGGCCGUCGGAGCACCCGCCGCCGCACUGGGCCGUGUACGUGGGCGGCGGGCAGAUCAUCCACCUGCACCAGGGGCAGAUCCGCCAGGACAGCUUGUACGAGGCGGCCGCGGGCAACGUGGGCCGGGUGGUGAAUAGCUGGUACCGCUUCCGCCCGCUGGUGGCGGAGCUGGUGGUGCAGAACGCCUGCGGGCACCUGGGCUUAAAAAGCGACGAGAUCUGCUGGACUAACUCCGAGAGCUUCGCCGCCUGGUGCCGCUUCGGGAAACGGGAGUUCAAAGCCGGGGGGGAGCUGCAGGCGGCUGCUGGCACCCAGCACCAGCAGCAGUACUAUCUCAAAAUCCACUUGGCAGAGAACAAGGUGCAUACGGUGAGGUUCCACAGCCUGGAGGAUCUAAUACGCGAGAAGCGCAGGAUCGAUGCCAGUGGCAAACUGAGGGUGAUCAAGGACCUGGAUAUAGUGGAUGGGAAAGAAUAGGGAGGAGCAGGAGUACGUGGCUAUCUUCCUUCUGCCCUGCCCGGGGAGACCAGCCUGCUGUAGAGUCAGGAGGCUGCACCCUCCUUCCGUGGGACGCGACUGGAAGCAGGAUCCAUGGCAGCAUUCCAAAAAAAACCAGCAUUCUUUACACUCAUAGCCAGUAUUUUGUUUGGCUUUUAAUAGCAUUAAUGCUGAAAGAGCGAGAGAGAGGAAGAAAAGAGGGGGGAGGUGCAGGAAGGCUGUUCUCAGAGUAUGUGGACAAAGUCUCUCCUGUCAAUUGAUGUUGACCAUUCUAGCAACAUGCCAAUAAAAUUUCAAAUUGAAAUUUCUUUUUAAAUUUUUAUUUCAUGGCUUUAAUCCAUGAUAAGUUUUAAGCAUCUGGGACUGUGGAUGUGGAUGUAGCUAAAUGGCAUUUUAGCUAAUAUUUGCCUUGUGGCCAACCAAAAGCAUCAGUCAUACUUUGCUAACUGGGAGAGAAAGGGGGUGUUGGGGUGGAGGGUAAAUGCCUGUUUGUUUUGUUCCUUCACACUGCUGCUUCAGUCUAUAGCUGCAACCCAAAUUUUGUCCCAGCCAACUCUGGCAAGCUAUUUUCUAGGAAAAAAUAAUUUCACAUUUCUCCUUGAAAUCUAUCACAUUUAAAAUAUUUGCCUUUGCUUUCUGUUUGCAGCUCUCUGCUAAAUAUCAUCAUAAUGCAUGAGCUCUUUCCACCUCUUCCCUCCUCCCACCCUCCCUGCCUUUUUUUCUCUUUUUUUAAUUAAAAAAAAAGUUGGUGAGCAGCUGUUUUCCUAAAACUAAAUUAAUGCUUAAAAGGAAGUGGUGUAUUUUGGAGAACAGUAUACUCAAAGAUCCAGCCACUAGGAUUUCAUGCUUGAGCUGUGGAUUUUGUACCACUGCUUCGAUAUCUCUUCAUACACAGGUCAAUAGAAUCCUGCAAGAAACAAUUUUGAAUUCUGCAUGUUGCCUCUUUGGAACAGCAAGUUAUUGCAUAUUUACAAUUCCACUUAAAGAAAUAGAUGUAAUGUGGCCAAGUUCAUCUUGCAUUUCAAAUUCCCAGGAACUAAAAAUCCUGUUCAGUGUAAGUUUAGAAAGCCACAGCAGCAUUUAAAAGAUGCCUUUUAAUGUGAUGUGAGCAAUGCCUUUUCUGUAUUUCAGAUCCUGUUCACUCAUUGCUUAAUUCUAAGUUUUGAAGUGAAAGAUCAGAAGAUUAAAUAUAUUUUUUAAAAAUCUAAAGUAUACUGGGGCAUUUCUUUUUAUUAUUCUGAGCUGCAUACAACUUGUAAUUUUGUCUUUGCAUGUUUCAGUGCUGGAAAGAAAAUGCAUUUGGUUUUGUUCUCUCUUCCCACAUCAAUGUCAGAUGACAGAAGUAAUAGCCCUAUUUUGUAUAUAUAUGAUACACUCCACCCCCUAUCGAUGUACUGUGUCACAACUUUUUUUUUGUAUUAAACAAUGUCAUAAGCAACCUUGUUGCAACAGUAAUUUCAUUUCUACAAAGCAUUUCCCUACUAUAGCUGAACAUGCGAGGGUGGAGUGUACUUCAUUAUAAUAAAGUCUUAGCAUAAAUAUCUUUAAGAAAAAGAAAACAAAAACCUGUACCCCCAAAACUACACCUCUUCAUUGAAGGUCAUCUAAUUGGCUUUGUCCUUGCUAACACAUGUGGCACAAUUAUGUGGUAAUAGGCAGUGUUUCUUUUAUCACUUUCCCUAAAGUCCCUUGCUUAGUACAAUAUAGGGUAAAAAUGUGAAUUGUAAUUACUGUCAAAUACCGUUGAAAUAGCCUCAAACCACAUCAUGGUUUUUGAUAAUUGUAUAAUAUUUUAGCUUUAUGUAGGCAAUAGUGGCUGUCUGAUGAUAACUUUUCCCAUAACAUGAACAGAAUCUUCUACCUAGCGUUUAUGUAUCUUAUUGUUGAACAUUAGAUUGCCUAAAUCCUCUGUUAGAACUGAUUUCCCUGUACCACUUGGUGUGAGCACUGUGGGAUUGCAAAAAGGCAUUGGGUUUACAACAAGGCACUUAGAAAACAUUAAAAAAUGUUAGGAGAAGGAAAGCUGGGCAAAAACAAUUAACUUGAUUUUUUUUUUUUUUUCUUAUAAAAAAUAGGCCUUAGAGACCUGAGGUUGCAAGAGGCAGGGAGAAUUAAAUGAAGAGGGAAUAAGUACCAGAAUGUUUAUGAAAAAAGAAAAAUAAGAUAGAGUUACAGUGUGAUUUUUGAUUUCUGCAAUGCUAUUUCUUCAAAUGGCUGUUAGAUAAGUGGGAUUAGACAGUGGUUCCUUGGAAGAACAGUAUUUUAUGUCCUCACUAGUGAGAAGUCAAAACAUACUAAAUUUAAACUUUUCACUGUGCUUUCUGAAUACUCUUUCACUCUAAACCCCAUUAUAACAGUGGAUUUUUUUGCAAUUAUUUAGUAACCUGGUUCAUAAACGUGAUGAUUUUCCUUGUCUUACCCACCUAGAUGUAGAAUGGAAUUUUGUAGUAUAUAAAAGAAAUUAUAGGAACUAGUGUAUGCUUAUUUAUUCAAGCUCUGUCAGAGACCUUUGGCAUCACUCUGAAUUUAUACAAAUAAAGGUACAACAAUGUAAGGCCUUAGUCCUUUACAUAAGGACUGGAGAAAAUAUACUGGAAAUGGUAAGAGCUGGUAUUAACCAAGGAUAUACUAUUGCCAUGACUGUGUUCAAGUUGCAGUCUGUAAUUAGCAACAAGGGUACGAAUACAAUUUCUUUUGUUAUUUUUCUUUAGCUAGAUUUCAGUCCAGAGCUACUGGCAGUAAUCUGGUCCUGAUUCAUAGCCCAUUGAAGUUAAUGGCUCUUGCUGACCAGUGAACUUUGCAUCAGAUUGUUAGGAGGUGGUUAAAAUUUGUGGAGCUUGAGGAAGAGUGAGAUUUAAGAUGACACUUCAGAGACCAGAAGAGCCACCUUUCUGAGCUGGGAUACUGUGGACACAGGUAGCUGAGGAAAUAUGGGAAGAAAACAGACAAGUUCUGAAACAAGCAGUGUUAACCUAAGAUGGCAGUAGGGAAUCUGUUAAAAAGACUGAAUGAAAAGUGGAUAGAAAAACUUGUUCAGUGCCUUGAAACAAGAAUUGGAUGACAGGAAACAGCUACAAGAAAGGCAAUGAUGCGAAUGACUGACAGGUAAAAAAUGUAAUUGAUUGUAUUCAUCAUUCAGGAUCAGUGGGCCUGGCAGAGUUAAUAUUUCCAUUUGCAGCACUAAAGAUAUUGAAAAAUUGUAUUUUAUCUCUGGAAUCUGUUUGCAUUCUGUGGUCUAGCUACCUAGGGUAAAUAUUUAUAUCUCAUUCACUGCUUUUGAAGUACUGACUUGUAAUAUGACAGUAAUGUCAAGAUGUUUUGCAGUCUUUCUUCCGUGUCACGUUUCAAAGCUUUCUGUUAGGUAUUUGAGUAACAGUUCUAUAGAAUUUCUUUUGCUUAGAUAUGAUUCUCUUCUCAAAAUGCAAUCUUUUGAAUUGCUUUGAGACUUAACAUUUUAUUAAAAAAUUCAAUUCAUGUCCUCUAGAAACA